Messenger RNA from Cuscuta epithymum, 1439 nucleotides. Lineage: Eukaryota; Viridiplantae; Streptophyta; Magnoliopsida; Solanales; Convolvulaceae. The record is from the annotation of a GenBank genome assembly.
GUCAAAUCAGCUUAAAGAGUGGCUGUUAACCACCUAUCGUCUCUUUUCUAAAAAAAAUUAGUUGAUGGUCACCCCAACCCAACUUCUGAAAAAAAUUGAUUAGAGUAAAUUAGAGUAACACUCAGGCAUAAUGACGAACCGUCCUACCGUUAACUCCGGUGACGCCGAGCUCCUCCGGUCCCGUUUCAUCCAAGUUCUCCUCAGCCGUCGUUCCCCUCAUGUUCCCCUAUCUGUGAUACCUGGAAAACCUGUUAGUGAUCCUUUGUAUCAGCAAACUCCUAAGCCAGUGUUUAGUGAGGCGAUGGCUUCUUGCCCUAAAGCGGAUGUCCCCACUUUUAAAGAGUUGCUCCAGGAGGAAAAUUUCUACCUCACAACUGAGGAGGGAGACCAGGGGAAAUUGCCUGUCUUGAUAUUGAGCAUGAAAGAAAUGAAUCAGACGAGAAGGCCAGCUAUUGUAUUUUUGCACAGCACAAGUAAAUGCAAAGAAUGGUUAAGGCCACUGCUUGAGGCAUAUGCUUCUAGGGGAUAUAUAGCUAUAGCCAUUGAUUCUCGUUACCAUGGAGAGCGUGCAAGCAGCAUGACAACCUAUCAAGAUGCCCUUGUAUCAUCGUGGAAGAAAGGCGAUACAAUGCCAUUUAUAUAUGACACGGUGUGGGAUCUGGUAAAACUGGCUGAUUAUCUUACAGAAAGGAAAGAUAUUGACCAGACGAGGAUAGGAAUCACAGGGGAAUCACUUGGUGGUAUGCAUGCUUGGUUUGCUGCCGUAGCUGACAGUCGUUACGCAGUGGUUGUCCCCAUCAUCGGUGUGCAGGGAUUUGGAUGGGCCAUAGAACACGACAAAUGGCAAGCGAGAGUGAACAGUAUCAAGGCUGUCUUUGAAGAAGCCCGGGCUGAUUUAGGCAAGAGUGAGAUUGAUAAGUAUGUGGUGGAGAAGGUGUGGGACAAAAUUGCACCAGGUUUAGCAUCACACUUCGAUUUACCCUACACAUUGCCCAUUAUUUCACCGCGCCCUUUGCUGAUUCUAAAUGGUGAAGAAGAUCCUCGAUGUCCUCUUGCUGGCUUAAAACUUGCAUUGUCGAAAGCUAGCCAAUCUUAUGAAGAUGCCCAUUGUCCUGAUCAUUUUAAGGUGUUAGCCGAACGCGGAAUUGGGCAUCAAAUGACACCUUUCAUGGUAAAAGAAGCAAGUCAUUGGUUUGACAAAUUCCUCAAACCUGUUGACCUCAAAUUUUAAGUUCUCUCGUAAGUCAGUUGGAUUCUGGUGUCUGUAUAAGGUUGUAGUCACUUAAAUGUAAAGAUUAUGCGGCUAUGUAAGGAUUGGUAAUAUUCAUACUUCAGAACCUGUGUUUAUAGUUAAUGAUGAUCUUAUUUUAUGUUUUACCUGAAUUGUCCAAUAUGCAAAUAGAACAGUUACUGACCCAACAAUCGGAAGAUUCCAUUAC